Chilo suppressalis (striped riceborer) is the source of this 4088-nucleotide messenger RNA. NCBI's taxonomy places the organism in Eukaryota, Metazoa, Arthropoda, Insecta, Lepidoptera, Crambidae. The record is from the annotation of a GenBank genome assembly.
CACGCGCACUGAGGCCCAACAAAGGGCCGAAUUAAGAACGGUUUGCAAGUGAAACUGAUGUAUUUAUGUCAUAAAAAUGGUGAAAUCUGUGAAGUGGCGAGUAGAAAUUAGGAUAUUCGACGUGUCGAAUCAUGACCGAGGCAUCUGAAAAUGCCUACCUGGUGCGGGUGCGCGCGCAGGUGAUGUGUCGCGACGAGGGCACGGGCGGGUGGGUGGCGCUGGGUGGCGGCGGCCUGGCCGACGUCAUGGUCGGCCGGCGAAGACACGCACCCCCCGGUGUUGAGGAGAAUGGCGACGCAUCAUCUGCGCCCGCGACCGCACUCGCGCACGAAUACUACAUACACGGGAAGCGGAUCAGCGAUAACAUGGUGGUGUUAGAAUGCACUAUAAAGAAGGACUUCCAGUACAACAAGGUGAUGCCGACCUUCCACCAUUGGGUGACGGACGAGAAACGGUUCGGACUCACGUUCCAGACGGCAGCGGACGCGAGGGCAUUCGAUAAGGGCGUACGGACCGCUAUCGAAGAAUUGCUGGACGGUCUGGGUGGGGCGUGGCCAUCACUUCACGCGUACAAAAAACUGUACCCAGCACCCAAAGAAGAUGAUGAGGAACAAAAUAUAUUUGAGUGUCUGAACCUGCCUUCCGACUCGCGGUCGAGCUCAGAAAACUCGACGGCGAGUCGAAGCAGGCGCGACGAACUCACGCAGACGCCGAUACUAUCCGCCAUCACGCUGCCGAGGCACAGACCAGAAUCACUGAAACAGUAUGAAGCGCAGUAUGAAGAGAAAGCUUUGGAUGACUCAGAUCCUGACCGAUGUCCUUAUGUACACCUCUCAGCGAUCCACGACUACACGUAUCCCCAGAUGGGGUCGGGCGUGAUCAGUUCAGAGAAAUCUUCGCCAAACACCAAACCACCAUUGCUCAAGAGAGAUUCCGGGUCUAUAAAGAAGAUGUGUUCGUACGCACCGCCACCAUUGCCGGGAAAGAAGCCAGCUGACACAUUCCAAGCGAGGCUCAAAUGCCGACAUUGUCACGAAUGGUAUUUAGAAAGCGCUAAUAGGGCGGGUGCGUGCGAAUUCGCCCCGGAUUGCUUCAAGUCUUGCAUCGAUUGCACCAGCUGCAUUAAGUGUGCUCAGUGCAUGGUAUACCACUGUAUGUCGGAUGCGGAAGGGGAAUUUGCAACGCAUCCUUGCGAAUGCGGACCUCCUACCAACGCUUGCGUCAAACGCUGGGUGGGCGUUACUCUUCUCAGUCUCCUAGUCCCUUGUCUGUGGUGUUAUCUUCCCCUACGAUGCGCCCAUAGAGCCGCGCGAGCUGCCGGCCUAGCUGGCGGCGCACACGCACCUAGAGACUAACCGCUCUAUAAGCGUAGUUCCAAAACUACGCACCAUACGGGAGAAACCAGCGACAAAACCGACGUAGACAAGCAAUGGGAAGACUCAGAUGCGUCGAUAACUCAAUGUACUAGAAAAUUGGAGCAAUUAAGCAACGAAAACUAUAAGAGAUACCAUACAAAAGAAGCUGGAACAAUUAGUCGAUGUGGAUCAGAAACGGAGCGUUGCAACAAUGAAAAGUUUAAAAAAAUCCAUACAAUUUCUAAAUCAGAGUGGUCUUACAGUGAAAAGUGUAAAAAGUGCAAUAAAAAACGUGCUAAAUCAAUAUUUAAGCAUUCUAUAUGUAAAAAGUGUAACAAAUGCAAUAAAAAACGACAGGCUAAGAAGCGAAACGGUAAAAAGGAAAAACAAUGGGAAACGGACGCUUCUACAAGUCGCCGCACCUCAAAAGUACGCAAUGGCACAGACUCGGAGCAUUCAAGCUAUAAAGAUUUUAAACUUCUUCGUGUAAAAUAUGCUACAACCCAAACAAGUAUUGCAAAUGACGAAUAUGAGUCAGAUGCAUCGAUAAGCCGGUGUAGCUUAGAACUAGAGCACUCCAGCUUUAAAGAAUAUAAAGAAUGCCGAAUGAAACACGCUAUAACACAAACCCAUAUUAAAAUUGAUAAGAACAAUUGCGGCAAAGCAGUAGCAUCAACAAGCCGAUGCGGUUUAAAAGUAGAGCACGUAAGCCGUAUAAAAAUUAAAAUACAAUAUAUAAAUCAUGCUACGAAACAAGCCUGUGCCACUAACAAUACAGUAUAUAAACUUUUAAAACAUAGUGCAACACAAACUUGUUCUAACGCUGCCCAGAACGGUCAAUGCGUCGUCCCACAUGAUAUUAAUGAAGCCGAGUUCUGUGGUUAUAAAUUCUAUCCACGAGCAUACCAUUUAAAACACGCUACGACACAAACUAAUGUUACAAAUAAUAUUAAUAUCGAGAACUAUGGGAAUAUAAGAAUGACACCAGAUAUUUCAUCAACGCAAACUUUUGCUACCGUUGAUGAUUACAGACAAUGGGUCGCACGCCAUAUAACUAGUUACUAUAAUUUCGACAGUAAAUUAUUAUAUGACGUAAAUACUUUGCGACGAGCUAAUCAAUUCUAUUAUACUGGAAAUCCUGGAUACUGUCAUAAGUGCGGUUUACCAUACCGGCCAGGUGAAGAACCGUAUAGAAUUCUGAGAUACUAUCCUUUCACAAGGAGAUGGACCUCCUAAGACCGAAGACUAUCUGAAACUUAUAAGUAAUACCAAUUUAUAAUAAUAAAAUAUACCAUAUUACAUACUUCGUCUUACCAGUAUACUGUGCUGGGGAAAAAGACUAGAAACUCAAUUACGUAACCAGGCAGAAUGCAGUACUUACUAAGGAAGAUCAAAGUAGCAAAAGUACCGCUCAAACAAUAUCAUGGGGAAUGGAAGUCACACAGAAAUGUUUAUACAAAAAGAUAAUAUAUUACUGCAGAAGAUGAGCAUAGCAAAGAACGCUACAUAAAUGGCUAUUUUACAUAAAGCGAGAAAUUUAAAAUGAAAUAAUCAUAGCCUUAUCGGCAGUAUGUUUCACGAUAUAAGAUUGGAGACAUGUUCUAACUUAAAAGAACCGUUAUGAUAAAUAUGUUAUUAGAAUGCUACUCGCUUUUCCUUACAUUUAAUCAGAUAAUAUCUUCGCUGCAGCAAUAUCAGAACGACAAACCUAGCAAAUUAUUUGAUGGAUUGAAUUGCCAUGAAAGUUAAAACUCACACCUUAACUUUGUACAUUUGUACAAAAGGGUCAUUCACGGCUGUGGCCUGAAACUUAAAAAGUUUUAUAUAGAAUUAUUAUAAUAUAAGAAUGUCUGGACUACAUCCUGCGAGUUAUAGCAAAGCUAUAUUUACUAAUUUGCUCGGUUCGUGUACAUACAACACGAAGGUAGUUGGAGCUUUUUAUAUAAAAAGCGAGGUUUGACCGUCGAAAUCUAUGAAUAGGUGUUAAGAUUUUUAAUUUCUAUUUACCCACUCCAAUGUGAGGAAUUGUGAACUCAGUAUUUUUGACUUGUAACUUUAAGUGAAAACAGUGCGAUUGCAUAUAGGCAAGUGAAAAACUCUUAUUGUGAGUGCCAGCAAAAUUGAGUGGUGAAAACGAAGGAACACUGCAUGUGACUGUUAUGUGUUUAAAAUAAUUACGAAACUUUGGGAUUAACGUAAUUUUUGAAAGUGGCAACACAUUGUUAUUUUUUUGUUGUUGUAGAAAUCGGUUCAUUUUUGUUUUUUGUUUAUCAAUAAAAUUAUUUUCGUAGUGGAGUUACGAAUGCCAGUAUUAUUUUUAAUGUUAUAAAAGAAGUUUGUAAGCCAAUGUUUUGCCAUAACGUUGCCACUUUGUAAGGAGUAUCUUUAGCAUUAAUUCGGUGUUUUUAGCGAAGCCAAGUCGCUUCAUCGAUUCGCCAUGGUUCGUAAACGCUUGUAUACAAACUUGAAACUAUGUAUUGUGCCAUAAGCGUAAUUAGUGUACUGUUUUGUAAUCUCCUACCUAACACUUUAAGGCGAUAAUUGCGUGAACAUGAUACUCAACAAAAGGAUAAAUCUCUAUGAUCUAUGUUGAUCAGGCUCAAGCAAUUUAACGCUUUAAAGUCAUAGGUUGGACUUCAAGACUACAACAUAUUUUUGAAUAGCAUUUAAUUUGGUAUAGCUGAUUUUCGCGCAAGUUUCUGUGAGUCUUCCACGACACUUAAUGUUUCACGC